This is a messenger RNA of Aspergillus costaricaensis CBS 115574, 674 nucleotides long. Its product is annotated as RBM8 family RNA-binding protein. The transcript has 2 exons. Gene Ontology annotation, biological process: RNA splicing. Lineage: Eukaryota; Fungi; Ascomycota; Eurotiomycetes; Eurotiales; Aspergillaceae. Gene Ontology annotation, cellular component: cytoplasm; exon-exon junction complex; nucleus. The record is from RefSeq and is a predicted model, not a curated record. Gene Ontology annotation, molecular function: mRNA binding. The coding region runs from base 80 to 571 and encodes 163 amino acids.
CUUGGACCAAAAUCCCUCCCUUUAUCCACCCUUCUCGAGCCUUUAAUUUCGGUCAAUCCAGUCUCACCUCCCUCCCAUCAUGUCUACAGAAAUGGAAGUCGACCCUCCCGUGGCGCAGGAGGAAGAGGUGGAGGUCCCCGCGCAGUCGGGCAACAAUACCUCUGAUCCGAGAACGCAAGCGUCAGCUGUUGCAGUGCGCAGUAUCGAAGGAUGGAUUAUCAUCGCGACCAACAUUCAUGAAGAGGCCUCCGAGGAGGACGUGACGGAUCUGUUUGCUGAAUAUGGAGAGAUCAAGAACUUCAAUCUCAACCUCGAUCGCCGGACGGGUUAUGUGAAGGGUUACGCGUUGAUCGAAUACUCCACCCUCCCCGAAGCCUCAGAAGCCAUCAAGGCUUUGAACGGAUCCAAAUUGCUGGACCAGACAAUCCAGGUCGACUUCGCCUUUGUGCGGCCACCCCCAUCGAACAACAAAGGAAAGAAUGCUGGACAAAGAGGUGGCCGUGGUGGACGAGGACGCAGCAGGAGUCGCGAUAGGAGUCGCAGCCCUGGAGCGGAGGAGGCUAGAGACUAGGCGUAUUGUUGUGGCAGCAUUGAGGAGUUGACUUUUGUUUACUCUACUUUAUGACCUUGGCAGGCACCUUAUAUCUUGCUUUCUCUUGCCUCGUCGCGUCUAG